CUGUGGAAAGUGGUGGGCAUAAGCGAGCCUUUCCGAGAAACCUUCCUCGCCUGUUCCCUCGGACUAACCGCCUGAUGCUGCCGGGGCUUUUUGGGGUUUGGCUGCUGUUUUUCGCUGGCUAUGAAGCUUCUGCCUUGAAGAUGGAGACUAUCUGGGUGCUAUUCCUCUCUCUGGUCCCCGUGUACACCCGGGGACAAGGCGCCUAUGCUCCUGCUCAGGCACAGAUCAUCCAUGCUGGACAGGCAUGUGUUGUAAAGGAAGAUAACAUCAGUGAACGAGUGUACACUAUUCGGGAGGGUGAUACCCUUGUUCUGCAAUGUUUGGUUACGGGACACCCACGGCCACAGGUGAGGUGGACCAAAACUGCCGGCAGCGCCUCGGACAAAUUCCAAGAGACAUCGGUGUUUAAUGAGACACUUCGGAUUGAGAAGAUCCAGAGGCUGCAGGGGGGCCGCUAUUAUUGUAAAGCAGAGAAUGGGGUUGGGUCCCCUGCCAUCAAGUCCAUUCGAGUAGAUGUGCAGUAUUUGGAUGAGCCACUCCUCACUGUCCACCAGACCAUCAGUGAUGUGCGUGGCAGUUUCUACCAGGAGAAGACAGUCUUUCUCCGAUGUACAAUCAACUCCAAUCCACCUGCACGGUUCAUUUGGAAACGAGGUUCAGAGACACUCUCCCACAGCCAAGACAAUGGAGUGGAUAUCUAUGAGCCAUUGUACACACAGGGAGAAACCAAAGUCCUGAAGCUGAAAAAUCUGCGACCCCAAGACUAUGCCAGUUACACAUGUCAGGUGUCUGUUAGAAAUGUACAGGGAAAGGGGGAAAACAGUACCUUCCCUGUGUUUCACACUACAUCUCCACCAGCCCUAAAGUUGUCUGUGAAUGAGACCUUAGUGGUGAAUCCUGGGGACAAUGUCACCAUACAGUGCUCACUGACUGGUGGGGACCCACUGCCCCAGGUGAUUUGGUCCCAUUCACCCAGCCCCAUGCCUCACAACAGCAUUGUUCAAAAGGGCAAACUCACCAUCUGGGGCAUCCGUGUGGAAGAUUCAGGGUACUACAACUGCACAGCUAUCAACAAUGUGGGGAAUCCAGCCAAGAAGAUGGUGAACGUGCUGGUGCGAUCCAUGAGGAACGCGACAUUCCAAAUCACUCCUGACGUGAUCAAAGAGAGCGAGACCAUCCAGUUAGGUCAGGACCUGAAGCUCUCAUGUCAUGUGGAUGCUGUCCCACAAGAAAAGGUUUUCUACUUCUGGUACAAGAAUGGGAAGUUGGUCAAGCUCUCAGACCGACUCGUGAUCAUCCGGAAUGACCCUGAACUCCUGCCGGUGACCAGUAGUCUGGAGAUAAUUGACCUCCGCUUCACUGACUAUGGCACAUACCUGUGCGUAGCCUCCUUCCAAGGGGCACCCAUCCCUGACCUCAGUGUAGAGGUGAACAUUUCUUCAGAAACAGUGCCUCCAACCAUCAUGGUGCCCAAGGGCCAGUCCACCAUUACUGUGCGCGAAGGCUCCAGGGCAGAGUUGCCGUGCGAAGUCCGAGGAAAGCCCAAGCCUCCCAUUAUCUGGUCCCGAGUAGAUAAGGAAGUUCCCAUGCCUUCAGGUGCAAUGACAAUGGAGACCAGUGAUGGGAAACUGAAUUUGGAGAGUGUGACUCGAGAAAUGACUGGAACUUACAAAUGCCAGACAGCCAGAUACAACGGCUUCAACAUUAGACCCCGAGAAGCCCUGGUUCAGCUCAAUGUACAGUCCACCGACUUCCUGGCCCAGCACAAGGCCGAGUGCUGCUUCACUGACGGGACUCGCGGUGUCACGGUCAGGCAUGACACGCGGGGAGGUCGGCUUCCUGGACAGGUACAUCUAGGGCAGGAGGAGAUCGCCCGCUACGACAGCCGCCGGGGAUGGUACAAGGCCGUCGCCGAGCUGGGCGAGCCCUCCGCCCGUCUCUGGAACAGCAGGAAGGCCUAG
Messenger RNA from Gekko japonicus, 1961 nucleotides. It is a transcript of the gene MDGA1, whose product is annotated as MAM domain containing glycosylphosphatidylinositol anchor 1. The transcript is spliced from 10 exons. The coding region runs from base 75 to 1961 and encodes 628 amino acids. Gene Ontology annotation, cellular component: plasma membrane; MHC class II protein complex. Lineage: Eukaryota; Metazoa; Chordata; Lepidosauria; Squamata; Gekkonidae. The record is from RefSeq and is a predicted model, not a curated record. Gene Ontology annotation, biological process: homophilic cell-cell adhesion; immune response; antigen processing and presentation.